Messenger RNA from Cordyceps militaris CM01, 1791 nucleotides. Its product is annotated as C6 transcription factor, putative. Lineage: Eukaryota; Fungi; Ascomycota; Sordariomycetes; Hypocreales; Cordycipitaceae. Gene Ontology annotation, molecular function: zinc ion binding; DNA-binding transcription factor activity, RNA polymerase II-specific. The record is from RefSeq and is a predicted model, not a curated record. The transcript is spliced from 5 exons. Bases 1 to 1791 code for a protein of 596 amino acids. Gene Ontology annotation, biological process: regulation of DNA-templated transcription.
AUGGCAUCACAGCAGAGUCUCACCCACCACUGUGCUACUCGCUACUCAGUUCUCGCUCCGCGCCAGCCUGAAAUCCUUGUCAUUGCCACGCCGCCGCAGAGCCGUCAACGGCAGCUGUGCUGUGUCAUUAUAGCGGAAAGUCUAAUUGAGUCGCAGGCGAAAGCGGUCCCAUCACACCCCCUCAUUGUGCAGCUAGUCAUUGGAGAGGCGAUUCGACGACUCAGCAGUUUGUCGCUCACGAUCUUACCUGUGUUGGCUUGGAACGAGCGAGGUAACUACAGGGUCGCAAGUCAGGCCACGACCCGUAUUUUGUCUUUGGGGCGGAUUCCCAGCGACGCCCACAGUGACGGACCCGAAGCAGCUGCCACUUUUUCUUUUUGGCUUGAGCCCAGCGCUGGGAGCGGCAAGACACCGGUCCAUCCGCCCGCUUCUGCAUUCCCGCUCAGAUGCCCUGAGUGUCCAUCAGAGGACAUACAUAGCAUGGCCGACGACCGUUACCGUCGAGACUAUCCUCAGCAAGUUCGCCCGGAGGAUCAUUCGCAGUCUUCGCCACACUCUCGUUCUUCUAUCGAAGAAGCUCGACACGGGCCUGACACGCGAGGCACCAUGUCUGCCUCAGUCACCCUGCCUUCCAUUCAGGAUCCUCACGGAGGAGGCUACUCCGGACAGCCUCCAGGAGGCCGUGGUUAUCCCCCAGAUCCACGGUAUGCCUCACCCAAUGGCGGAAAUGGCUUUCCUCCGCCUGGACAAGGUGGCCACCCGCCCGGCUAUCUCCCUCCUCUCCAGCCCGGAUCCGAACACCGUUCGCAGGCGUACCCGCCAGAGCAUCGCAGCAGCUACUAUGACGAUAGACGCCACCCCCAAUAUAGCGACUAUCCGUCCGACUACUACUACCGUCAGCAGGGCCCACCUCCAAACGGCUACCCUCGUGAUUAUCGCGGCGCUCCGCCUGGGUCAUACCCUCCGGAUUUUGGUCAGGGGGUUGGUCCCCAAAUGGCGCAGGCAGCGCCGCGGCAACGCACCUCCAUCGCUUGCAGAUACUGUCGAAAGCGCAAGAUUCGCUGCAGUGGAUACCAGAGCGCUCCCGGAGGCAAGUGCCAGAACUGUGCAAGAAUGAACCAGGAAUGUAUUUUCCAGCCAGUCUCUUCAUCGAGCUCGACAGCCUUUGUUCCUCUCUCCGCGGUUCAAGGUGGUGUUCCUCCUGGCACGCAGCUAUUUGGCGCCUACGGCCAGCCUCUCGCGCCCAACUCUGUUCCCGGCGGUCAUCAUUAUCCUCCUCACCAUGGAGGGCCGCCUCCGCCAGGUGGCGCGUACUACGGUCAGCCCGCGCAAUCGCCAACCGAAACAUACGCAUCCUAUGGUGGGGAUCCCCGAGAGGACCCGUCCAUGGCUGCUGGCAAGCGAUCCAGAGAGGCUAUGGACCGAGAGGAAGACUGGCGACGACAGGCACCUCGGGGUGCUCACGACGAUGACCCGCGCAGACGAUCUCCUGCCGAGUUCUCCAGCAAGAGCAGUCCUGGUGGAGGCCCCUCUUACUAUCCCACCCGCCACAGCCCACACACGACGACCUCUUCCACUGCCGGUCCUCAGUCGCGAUCUCCUGGUGGAAAUGGCUCCAGCGGCUCCUCGACCCCAGUUCGUCAGCCCGGCGUGCCUGUGGCGCAAAGCCAGCAAGCACCGACAUCGAAAAUGAGCUUGAGUAAUCUGGUGGACAAGAACGACAUCGACAAGGGCAUGAUUGAUCGUUUGAAUCGUCCGAGGGACGGGGCCGGGCCCCCGACUCGCGACUAA